Messenger RNA from Carassius auratus (goldfish), 1077 nucleotides. RefSeq names its product proteinase-activated receptor 1-like. The record is from RefSeq and is a predicted model, not a curated record. Lineage: Eukaryota; Metazoa; Chordata; Actinopteri; Cypriniformes; Cyprinidae. Gene Ontology annotation, biological process: phospholipase C-activating G protein-coupled receptor signaling pathway; positive regulation of blood coagulation; blood coagulation. The coding region runs from base 1 to 1077 and encodes 358 amino acids. The transcript has 2 exons. Gene Ontology annotation, molecular function: thrombin-activated receptor activity. Gene Ontology annotation, cellular component: plasma membrane.
AUGACACCUCUGAUGAUGAUGAUGUAUUAUUUAGAUGUAGAUCCUCAAUGCCUAAUUGAAGGGUUUUUAGGCACUUAUGUGACGUCUCAACCAUCUGACACAUUAAACAUCUCAGACAAGUCUGUUGACUUCCUCAAAGGCCUGCUGUUCACACGCAUCAUGCCCUCAUUCUACAUCAUCGUCAUCCUCAUUAGUUUGCCCCUGAACGCUUUGGCCUUCGUAGCAUUCACAUGUAGGAUUCGAGAGAAGAAACCAGCUGUGAUCUACAUGUCUCAUCUGGCGUGUGUGGACCUGCUCUUCACCCUGCUGCUGCCUCUGAAGAUCCACUACCAGCUGAACGCUUCAGAUUGGGUGUUCGGUGAGGCGGCGUGUCGUGUGCUCAGUGCAGCUUACUACUGCUACAUGUACUGCUCCAUACUGCUGAUGAUGUGCAUGAGUGUGGACAGGCUGCUGGCCGUGGUGUAUCCCGUCGCCUCUCUGACCUGGAGGAGCACAAGAAAAGCCACAUGUGUGUGUGUGUUGGUCUGGCUGCUGGCACUCGCUGGUACGGUGCCGCUUCUCUUAGUGAGACAAACAUUCAAGAUAAAUGAUGUGGGCAUCACCUGCCAUGACGUACUACGCCAAAAUGACCCUACAGUAGUGUUUUAUGUGUAUUUGUUCUCCAUCCUUUCCUGCCUCUAUUUCUUCUUGCCUCUGAUCGUCACCUUGGUGAGCUACUCCACCCUCAUAUAUGCACUUAGUGCAAAAUCUGAUCGCUUAACAACGUCCUCUUCAUCUUCAGACAACCGAAGGAGAGCUGUGACUAUGGCUAUAGCUGUGCUGAUUGAGUUUGUGGUGUGCUUUGCACCAACAAAUGGCAUCUUGUUGCACCACUGUGUUCGUUUAGCUAUUGGAGACUACCGCAAAGAAGAUUCAUCAUAUGCAGCUUACCUGCUGGCUGUGUGCUUGGGGAGCGCAAGUGUUUUUCUGGAUCCUCUGCUGUACUACUAUGGCUCGUCUCAAUGCAGAAAGAAGAUCAGCUCUUUGUUUUGGUGCAUUAAAGCAAAAAAGAGAGCAAAAAUGAGUAUAUCUCUCUGA